Messenger RNA from Dipodomys ordii (Ord's kangaroo rat), 2079 nucleotides. It is a transcript of the gene Dtwd2, whose product is annotated as DTW domain containing 2. The record is from RefSeq and is a predicted model, not a curated record. Lineage: Eukaryota; Metazoa; Chordata; Mammalia; Rodentia; Heteromyidae. Bases 1 to 744 code for a protein of 247 amino acids. The transcript has 6 exons.
AUGUUCAAGUGCCAGGCUAUUGUUUUGGGCAUUGGAGGUGUGGUCAGUUGCUGGAAUGCCAGCCACCGGCCUCUUAAGGUGUGUUUGUGUCCAUUUCUCCCAGCACAUCCUCUCAGCAUCUCCACUCACCUGUACAUAAUUCAGCAUCCAGCAGAGGAGAGCAAGGUGCUGCGCACAGUCCCUCUGCUGGUGGCCUGCCUCCCCCAGGACAAGUGCACAGUGAAGGUUGGCCGUCGCUUCAGUGGAGAAAGAGAUGUUGAGCUUUCAACUGUUUGCCAGAAGUCUGGAACAUUAAUAUUAUAUCCAGGGGCUGAAGCUACCGAUUUGGAAGAAUUUCUGUCAAGUUCCCCUGUUUACCCUUCCACACUUGUCAUCAUCGAUGGCACCUGGAGCCAGGCCAAGGACAUCUUCUAUAAGAAUUCCCUGUUCCGACUUCCCAAACAGGUGCAGUUAAAAACUAACAUUUCCAGUCAGUAUGUAAUUCGGAUGCAACCCACUAAUAGAUGCCUUUCUACCCUGGAAUGUGCUGCUGUUGCUCUUUCCAUCCUAGAGAAGAAUGUUCACAUACAGGAGACUUUGCUUCGUCCUCUCCAAGCUUUAUGCUCUUUCCAGCUUCAGCAUGGUGCUCAAAUCCGCCUCAGCAAGGAACAUCUCCUGAAAAAUGGAUUGUACCCCAAGCCAAUGCCCACGAGCAAACGCAAGCUCAGAAAAAUGGAGCUCUUAAUGAACAGUGUUAAAAUUUAGUGCAGGUGUUCGGAUGCGGCUUUACCUGUCAUUUACUGGCAAGAUCAGGUUACAUUUUCAUGCAGUUAAGAUGUGUGGGCUUUUGACACUCAAGAAAAACUUGAGGGUUGCUAUGAAUCCUAUUUAAGAAGGAAGAAAACCAAACAAUGAUGAAAAACAGCAAAAUGGUUUGCUGCUUUGGUGAAAAGAAAAAUUUGAUACUGUAUUAGUUUAACGAUGUGCCUCUAAAACAUUUUCCAGAUCCAUAAUUUAAAGUGUAAUUGGUUGUUGAGCUAUGGUUAGAAGCACUUGUUUAUAAAAUGAAGAAAACUGUGCCUGAUUGGAACAGUAUUGUUUCUGUUCGUGUUUAGGACGAUGGAGUAUCUCUAGUGGAGUAUGUCCUGCAUUGGUUUAUAGCCUUGUACAUGAACUUAAGUUUGGAGUGAGUAGCAAAAGAAAAUUAUGAUGAUCAAAUAGUUCAGCUUGAAUUAUUUAUUUCUUAAAAUAGUAUAAAGGAACAAGGAAACUUUAGAAUUGUUUAAAGGUUAAACUUGAACUUUGUUAAUGUGAUUUGUGUUCUGCUAACUGCCCAAGUUCUUCACUUUUGAACUAGCAUACAUUUUCAUUUGCAGUUGCUUUGGAUGUGUUUAGAUUUUUUAGUUGUCACUGAACAGGCUUUUCAACUGCAGUAAGCUGAUUUUCUUGAGGUUUCCCUAGGAAAAUAGCUGAACUAGACUAAGCUGUUAUUUUGAGGACACAUAUCUGUAAGGAGGUCUAUUUAAAUAUGUUUUUUAAUAAGCAAAGACUUUAAUAUGAGGAAACAAAUUCCUUCAGCCCCAUUGGGAAAAUAUUUACAGAGAUUUUGUAUAAAGGAAAUUUAUGUAAUGUGUAUUUACAUCCAACUUAAAUUUACUACAUUACAUACAUUUUUUGGCAACAAGUAGGGACUUUGGUCUUUGUUCAUGACUGUUAGAAUUUCCUGUAUCCAGUGUUAAAUUGGAAGGGAAAAAAACUAAAUAUGCAUAUUUAAAAGGAAGCUUGACAAGUGUGUAUUUGUGUGUGUGCAUGUGCGAGUGUGUAUGCUGUUGGUAUAUGAAUGUGUGGAUGCCAUUGGAAGCGUGAACAUAAAGUAGUGGCAAUUUCUGAAUGUUUUCAGACUCAUUUAUCCCUCAGACCUUAAUUGAGAGUGGAUGUGUUUGAGUGUGAGUUUGAGUGUGCGUUGUGUAACGGUGGGAGUGUGAGCAUGAGCAUAUGCUGACGGCUGUGAUUCUGGCUGUAACUAGAGUACUAACAAAGUUUAGGAAAACUAUGCAGAAAAUAUUUUAAAAUAUUAAACAUUUAUAUUUCUGUCUUCAA